AUGUCACCAACUGUACGGCGCCUCUCUUUUCUCGUCCUGUCUACCUUUCUGUCGAUUGUUGGUACCUACGCCAGCUGCAGUCCAUGCCCGUUCCAGUGGAUGUCAUUUGGGGACCACUGCUACCGGUUGGUUCUUGAAAAACUUCCUUGGGCGGAUGCUGAGAACUACUGUCAGCAGUUGCCACCCCGUCGAUUCGGGCAUGCGCACCUUGUCACGAUCAACAGUGAAGCGGAGCAGCAGUUCUUGGCCAACGGCCGGGCAGAACAUUGCAUGCCUUGCCCUAAGCGCUGGGUAGCAUUCGACGGAGAUUGCUACCGACUGGUCACUGAAAAGUUGCCCUGGGUUGAAGCUGAAAAGUACUGUCGGGAAUUGUCCAACUCUGAUUGGUUUCCAGCGCACCUUGUGUCCAUCAACAGCUUAGAAGAACAGCAGUUUAUAGUGGAGCUUUUGAAAGCUUCUUAUCCAUUGGAAGAAUUGCCCUCUGUCAAGGCCUGGCUCGGAUACAACGAUAUGGAGAGGGAGACGCGCUUCGUGUGGAGUGCCGGCUCUGGUGCCAACUUCACGCGAUGGGCAAGCGAUCAGCCUGACAACGGAAGAGGGAAAGGCCAAGACUGUGUUGCUAUAAGACAAGAAUACAAUUGGAAAUGGGAUGAUAUGACCUGCAGGUUCGGUCGUCAUUUCAUUUGUGAACUAAAAAUGCUGAAUGGUCGUAAGUAG
This is a messenger RNA of Patiria miniata (bat star), 717 nucleotides long. Its product is annotated as snaclec agglucetin subunit beta-2-like. The record is from RefSeq and is a predicted model, not a curated record. Gene Ontology annotation, molecular function: signaling receptor activity. Lineage: Eukaryota; Metazoa; Echinodermata; Asteroidea; Valvatida; Asterinidae. The transcript is spliced from 2 exons. The coding region runs from base 1 to 717 and encodes 238 amino acids.